Messenger RNA from Eruca vesicaria subsp. sativa (arugula), 1554 nucleotides. The record is from the annotation of a GenBank genome assembly. Lineage: Eukaryota; Viridiplantae; Streptophyta; Magnoliopsida; Brassicales; Brassicaceae.
CUCCGCGCGACCAGAACAAAGUUCCGCCGUACAAAUCUCCCAACCCUAUUUUUGUACUUAUACCCAUUCUUCUUCAAUCGCUAUCUCUCUGCAAACAAAGUUGAGCGCUUUGAUCUCUUGAGCUAAAGGAUUCGAAGUGAGGAUGGAAAGUGAGUUAAUUGCAUUGUUCGAGGCGGCGAAGAAGGCGGCAGACGCGGCGGCUAUCGACGGCGUUACCUCAUCAAGCCCGGAAGUUUCUCAAUCUCUCGAUGCCUUAGAGAAACUCAAGACGUUUCGUGUUACGUAUAACACGCUCGUCACGACUCAGGUAGGGAAGAAGCUGAGGUCUCUUGCGAAACAUCCUGUUGAGGAAAUCAAGAGUGUAGCUACUGAUCUGCUUGAGACAUGGAAGAAAGUUGUCAUUGAAGAGACUUCCAAGGUUAAGAAGACCGAAAGCACAAACGGUUGCAAAGAGGUUAAGUUGGAGAGGAAGGAUGUUGAGAAGGCUUCGAACCCCGCGCCUGUUAAAGUUCAGAAGCUUCAGAGGGGUGAUUCAGCUAAGAGUAUCAAGGUAGAGAGAAAGGAACCAGAGAAGAAGGUUGUUACCGGUGUGAAGGUAGAGAAAAAGGAAUCAGACAGCAAAGUCGUUAAGAUGGAGAGGAAGGAGCUAGAUCGUGGUCAGACUGUCAAGGAUGAAAAGGUCUCAAAAGAAAGUCUAUCAAGUGAGAAAGCUCCAGCUAAGGCACCUAAUGGUACUCCCAAGCUAACUUCAAUGGUCAAAUGCAAUGAUCCUGUGCGUGACAAGAUCCGUGAGCUGCUUGUGGACGCCAUGUCCAAGGUUCAUGGAGAAUCUGAUGAGUACGAUAGAGCGAGACUAAUUGGAUGUGAUCCAAUCCGUGUUGCUGUCUCUGUGGAAUCUCAUAUGUUUGAGAAACUGGGACGGUCAACGGGAGCUCAGAAGAACAAGUACAGAUCUAUAAUGUUCAACCUGAGGGACAGUAACAACCCAGACUUGAGGAGGAGAGUUCUCACAGGGGAGGUGUCACCAGAGAAACUAAUCACAAUGUCUGCUGAAGAUAUGGCAAGCGACAAGAGGAAACAAGAGACCAACCAGAUCAAAGAGAAGUUCCUGUUCGAUUGUGAGCGUGGCCAGGCACCAAAAGCAAGUACCGACCAGUUCAAGUGUGGGCGGUGUGGUCAGCGCAAAUGCACUUACUAUCAGAUGCAGACAAGGAGUGCUGAUGAGCCCAUGACGACUUAUGUUACAUGUGUUAACUGUGACAACCACUGGAAGUUCUGUUGAGGUGAUAAGAUACAUCUUUGUUUUUUUUUUCUUUUAAUUUCAGGAGUCCGUGUCUCAAGACAUAGAUGCUCUGAUUGAUUUAUCAAGAGCUUUCUUGUCUAUUUGCCAGCAUUCUGAGAAUGUUCAGGGUCUGAUGUUUGUUUAAGGAUAUCAGUUGAAGUGUCUUAGAGAUUAGGAAGUAGGGGAGUUUACUAAUUUAGCUGUUUGUAGCUCUUAUCUCUUUUGCUUCUUUAUUUCAACAUGUCAAACUCAUCAACUUUCUUGCAAAUUUU